GUCCCGCUGAGGUACUUGCCCUUGGUUCCCAGGUCCCUCAGGAGGCGCUCCCUCCCCGCACUCCUUCCCUCUGCCUUUCCUUUCCCGCUGCCAAGAUCUUGGAAGGAGCAGCUGAAAUCUAAACCUAUUUGGAUUCAUUUAAAUCUAAUUUACGUCUUGCAGAAGGUCAUAUGAAGGAUAUAGACAUUGUCUGCUUUAGAACAAAAGCUUUGUAGCUCAGCAAAGAAGGGAAAUCCAUUGAGAGCAGUCCGUAAAGUGAUUUUAUUUGAAGAUCUCCAACUGUUCCUUGGUGUUAAUAGAGCUUCGAAGCACCCUCUGAAGCAGGUCCCAAGGACCAGCCGGACCUUUCCUUUGAACCCUAGGCACUGGCAUGCAUUUGCUUUCUCUUCGCCUCCCCUCAGGGGUCUCAAGGCAUCUUUAAGAAGGAGACUAGUGUCCUGGGACGAAUCACCGGCCUUGGCCAUCUCUAGAAACUCUGCAUCCUGCCAUCAGUUCUCUCGGGAGGCAGCAGUAGUCUGAAAGCUUCUACACAGGAAGAUUGUGUGAUUCCUGGGUAAACUUCCAGGCCCUCUCAGAACUAGAAAAAGCAAGAAGAACACUGAAGAAAUUGAGAGACUGUUGAAAUACAUAGAGAAGAGUUGAGAGGUGCUGGGACACACUUGGAGUCCUGAAAAUUCUACAAGUUGCAAGGGGACAAGAUUUCAAGAAAUUUUUACUUUCUUCGGAUUCAGGACAUUUCUCUUCUUAUGACACUUUCCCAUCUUGAUGAAUCCAGUUCUGUUCCUUCUAUGAGACUACAUUACUAACUGGAGUAAAGAUUGUAUUUGCUUCAAUCGUGAGGAAAUGUCGUUCAGAUUUGGCCAGCAUCUCAUCAAGCCCUCUGUGGUGUUUCUCAAAACAGAACUGUCCUUCGCUCUUGUGAACAGGAAACCUGUGGUACCAGGACAUGUCCUGGUGUGUCCACUGCGGCCAGUGGAGCGCUUCCACGAACUUCGUCCUGAAGAGGUGGCUGAUUUGUUUCAGGUGACCCAGAGAGUCGGGACAGUGGUGGAGAGACAUUUCCAAGGGACCUCUCUCACCUUUUCCAUGCAGGAUGGCCUUGAAGCUGGACAGACUGUGAAGCACGUUCAUGUCCACGUUCUUCCCAGAAAGGCUGGAGACUUCCGCAGGAAUGACAGCAUCUAUGACGAGCUGGAGAAGCACGACAGACCGGAGGAAGACGGCCCGGCCUCCUGGAGAUCCGAGGAGGAAAUGGCCGCAGAAGCUGCUGUGCUGCGGACCUACUUCAGUGACAGCGGCACGAAAGUAACUCAAACAAAUCCCAAGGCGUAAGGAAAUGGGCCUCAUUCUGUAGGACUCUGUGGCAUUGGAAAUGAAGCCAAGCGACUUUAUUACAUCCUACAAUUCUGCAACCUUUGGCGAAGCAUUUUAUUGUACGUGUGGAAGCCAUCGGGGUUACGUUUCAGUCACUAUGACUGACAGGCUAACUUCAGAACAAUGGCACUGAUGCUCUUCCACCUCCCCAGCUCUGUUCUUAGAAUAGAACCUUUUCCACAUUGUCCUUUAGCCCGCACGAAAAUAAAACGGUAGUUCCAAUGUUUAUCUCGUGUACUAGCUCACUUAAAAAUGCGGAUUUGGGGGCCUCUGAAAGUCACACUGAGGAGUCGCCCUCUUAGAGCUAGUGUGCUUGCUGUGUUCCAAAUUUUGUGACAGUGGAGAUAAAACUGAGAAUAGUUUCCAUCUUGAUAGGAAAGAUAAAAGAACAAGAAACGUAUAACCUUUUCUCAGUUAUAUUUCCCACCCGCCUUAAUACAGAGAAGCAAGGCUAAAAGAGCUUAAGAUGACAAACUUAGCUUCAAAAAACACAUGAACAUGUAAUGCGGUGACCUGAGAGCCUGGACCGGGCUGUCUGUAUGGUAGGAUUGUAAGAAAGUCAAAGAGAGUCCUCCAGGAUUUGUUCAGGAAGCAAACCCCUCACCCAUAAUUGACAAUUUCUCCAAGGGAGAAUAACAGAAAUCAGAUCUUUCUUCUCUCGCUGGUUAAUAAAAGGAGAAUUAGGGUUUAUAUAGAAAAAUAAAACCUACCUACACAGCACAGCUACAAAUAACUGAAAGCAUGACUUUUCUUUUUCACAAAAAGCCUCCGAGUAUCUCCUCAGGCUGAUGGGCAACUCCCCAGCCCAGCCAACAUAUGCUGGUGACACACCAGUCUCCAUCAGCAGUCACACCCUACUCUGCUCUCUCGGCUUCUCUCUCUGUCUGGCUCUUGUAAGAACAUAAGUCACGGGAUUUGGGGCCACUAACAUAACCCAGAAAGACUUCCUCAAGAUCUCAAGAUCCUUAACUUAAUCACAAGGCAGAGUCCCACUUUCCAAAUGGGAUUUGACAUGGACAUGUCUCUUAGGACUUCCAGUUAACCUCCUACCUGGGGCAUUUGGAACUGGACUCUUUCUGACACGGUACAAGCCACAAGGCUGUGUACACCCAGUAGUGUCUAUUUAAGAUCUGGUUUUACAUCCGUGCAAAUCCCCAGUUACUGACAAAGACUGACGCUGCCUUAUUUAAGCGGUGACUCCCCCCGACCCCUGUUCCCAGGCCAGGUCUAAGAUGCCUCUCUCUUAGCUGAAAAGAAGAAUUUGUUCAAUCUGAACAUGGCUUUCUGCUCAGUGAGACACACACUCUUUCACCAUCUCAAAGAACUGGCCCUAAAGAAAAGCGCCCUAAGAUGACAAAUUCUUACACUCUUAAGGUCAAGCAUGGAUCCCAACUUAGAUUUUGAUAGCAAAUGUGGCCAGAAUCUGCCCCCCCACUCCCUCCAGGAACAAUUCCACAUUUCAUUCACUGACUUUGAAUCAAAUAGCUAAUAUACCCUUAGUCACGAGGAACAAUUCUUGAGUCUUGCUGUAAACCUAUUUGCAGUUUUGUUUUCCACUUUGUCUAUGCGUUAAAACUAAGCCUCACUGCCACCUUUCUAUCCGGGGAUUUCCUGAUGUCGGUCUCUUCUCUGAGACUCGCAGGCUUUGGAGGCUGUGCUGGCUGGAGAGGCAGAAGCUCAGCCUUGAAGCAUUAGUUUCACGCAAGCCCCAGGAGACCAAAGACAUUCUAAGGUAGCAAAAGCUGUCUCGGCAGAACUAAAUGAAGCCUGGUGAAUCCAAUAUGGGGAAAAAACAACUGUAUUUGCUAUAGAGAAAGUGGCUGCAUGGAGAAAAUAUCAAAAGGCAACGGAAAACGACGCUUACAUCCACAGCAAUGUCUGUAGAAGUUGCCUUCUUCUCUCUAAUUCCUUAUAGGGCAUAAAUACUAGGCUGUUUCUGUUCUUCUCCAGUGCUGGAGAAUCGCUAAUUUUAUGCCAAGCAAUGGAGAAUGAGACAUGUGUUUGGGCAUCUACUUCAUUGUUGUACUACUCAGACAAAAAUAGCCUGGCAGCCUCUCCUGAUGUCGAUGACAUUUCAAAGGAUUCUUCUGCUUAUCUUUGUGAGCUUGCUUUUCAAACUCUGAGCUUCCUCCUGUCUUUAUGGUUAAAACUUGAAAUCAAAACCCAAAUCACAAGUAAGAGUAAUCCAUGGUUGGCAGAGCUGGAAAGGUUCCCAGUGAAUGUAUACACCACAGCAGACCCACACUCACAGAACAGUCCUUCUCAAACCUGCAGUUAUUUUAGAUAAUAAGAGAGUGUGGGCCUCAUCAGUGGAAACCCCUCCCAUCCACCCUUUCGUGUCUCCAUGCUUCAGACUAAGGCCUCCUCCAGGAGUCUGUUUGCUGGUGAAAGAGGAACUCGCAUUUUCUUGUGUCUCUGCUAGACACAUCAGCAACUGUUCUUUCAUCUAAUUCACAAAAGCUCCCUACACGGUGUAUGUGGAGAUGCAGGCUCAGAAAGUUUUCAUAACUUGCUCAAGACUGCAACGUUGGUAACAUGAUGGAGCUGAGAUUUGAACUGAGAUCCAUCUCCUAAAAUCCAUGUUCUAUGGAGAACUGAUGAGCAGAGAUGCCAGCAAACUUCAUUCAUGUGAUUCCCAGUCUGUCUCCUAAAUCCUGUGAACUGGCAGGUUGUCUUUUGUACUGACGACCAAGGGAAAGUUGAGAGAAAGGGAAUUUUCACAGAGUUUCGAGCCACAGUAUUCCUUUUAACCAUGCGGAUAUAAGUAAUGGCAUUUUUAUCAUUUAUAGUACUUUUACCCUUAAGCAAAUGUAUUAACCAAAGGGUUAAUAAUUGUACUAAAAAUAAAACAAUAUAAAAAUGAACAUGUAGUUAUUUAGUUCUGGAGACUGGAAAUGAGUCACCUCUGUGAACCACCACCAGCAACAAGUCUUCAUCAUGGCCAUGUCCCCCUAGUUCGCUUCGGUCCUGGAAAUGUUUUGAGUACCUGCUAAGUGCUGAAUUGGAAGGUUAUGGGUUUAGUAGCCAAAAGUGAGGUAGCAAUGAAGGCAUUGCUGGGAAGCAAAGCAACUGCUUUGGUCUGAAGGGUCAUGUUUCCCCCAAAUGUGUUAUGGAACCUAGUACCCAUUCCACUGGUAUUAGGAGAAGGUGGGGCUUUGGGAUGGUGACCAGAUCAUGGGGACAGAGCCUCUUGUAAAGAGGCCCCUGUUGUGUGAGGACACGGGGAGAAGACACCAUCCAUGAAGAAUGAAGCAACCCUUCACCAAACACGGAAUCUGCUGGCAUCAUGAUCUUUGACUUCUCAGA
This is a messenger RNA of Fukomys damarensis (Damara mole-rat), 4680 nucleotides long. It is a transcript of the gene Fhit, whose product is annotated as fragile histidine triad diadenosine triphosphatase. NCBI's taxonomy places the organism in Eukaryota, Metazoa, Chordata, Mammalia, Rodentia, Bathyergidae. Gene Ontology annotation, molecular function: bis(5'-adenosyl)-triphosphatase activity; ubiquitin protein ligase binding. The transcript is spliced from 14 exons. The record is from RefSeq and is a predicted model, not a curated record. Gene Ontology annotation, cellular component: plasma membrane; nucleus; cytoplasm. Bases 844 to 1332 code for a protein of 162 amino acids. Gene Ontology annotation, biological process: diadenosine triphosphate catabolic process; intrinsic apoptotic signaling pathway by p53 class mediator; negative regulation of proteasomal ubiquitin-dependent protein catabolic process.